Phalaenopsis equestris is the source of this 1313-nucleotide messenger RNA. Its product is annotated as UDP-glycosyltransferase 89B1-like. The transcript has a single exon. Gene Ontology annotation, molecular function: UDP-glycosyltransferase activity. The record is from RefSeq and is a predicted model, not a curated record. Bases 93 to 1313 code for a protein of 406 amino acids. Lineage: Eukaryota; Viridiplantae; Streptophyta; Magnoliopsida; Asparagales; Orchidaceae.
ACGAAAUAAAAGGUCAACCUUCACUAUUGAAGUCAAUACAUCUCAAUCCGUCUCUCCAAAGCCAAAACUUCCUUCUACAUCCACCACCUCCAAUGUUAACAGAUCCCGCAGCCACCGACCGCCGGCCACCGACCCACCUCCUCGUCUUCCCCUUUCCAGCACAAGGACAUCUCCUCCCUCUCCUCCACCUCUCCGCUCAUCUCGCCACCCGCUUCUCCUUCUCCAUCACCGUCGUCAUCACCCUCAAGAACCUCUCUCUGCUUCAGCCCUUCCUCUCCUCCACCUCCCAAAUCCACCCUCUCGUCCUCCCCCUACCUCCCUCCUCCUCCCUCCCCUCCGGCGCCGAACACAUCCGUACCCUCCCUUCCGGCAUCCCUUCCGCCGCCCUAAUCCGCUCCCUCUCCUCCCUCCGCCCCUCCAUCCUCCUCUGGGCCAAAUCCCAACCCAACCCCCCUUCCGCCCUCAUCUCCGACUUCUUCCUCGGCUGGUCUGUCCACCUCGCCGCUGAUCUCCAUAUACCCCACUUUUCAUUCUUCUCCUCCGGCGCACUACUCGCCGCCAUCCUCCACCCCCUCUUCCUUUCCCUCCCACCCCCCUCUUACACUCCCUUCUCCAUCUCUCCUUCCCUCCCUCCACUCCCUUUCCCCCACCUCCCCUCCAUAUUCCGCCGCUACAUCCCCGGCGAUCCCGAUUGGGAUUUAACCCGCGAAUCCCUCCUCUCAAACUCUUUAUCCUCCGCCGCUAUUUUCAACACGUUCGACUUCCUCGAAUCCCCUUACCUCUCCCACCUCCGCUCCUCCUCCUACUCCUCCGGCCGCCUCUUCUCCGUCGGCCCAAUUCCCCCCGCCGUUCCUGAAUCUGAUAACAACAACCUCCUCCCCUAUCUCGACUCCUGCCCUCCUCACUCCGUCGUCUACAUCUGCUUCGGAAGCCAGUUUGCGCUGGAGCUGGCGGUGAUAGCAACAAUCGCAGCCGGGCUCGAAUCCAGCGGUGCGAGGUUCGUUUGGGCGGUGGGGAAUGCGGCGCCGCCGGAGGAUUUUGAAGGAAAGGGGAAGGUGGUGAAGGGAUGGGUGCCGCAGAGAGCGGUGCUCGGACACGCGGCGGUCGCGGCGUUCAUCACACACUGCGGGUGGAACUCGUUGCUGGAAGGCAUGGCGGCGGGAGUGUUGUUGUUAGCGUGGCCGAUGGAGGCGGAUCAGUUCGUGAACGCGAGGUUAUUGGUAGAGGAAACGGGUGUGGCGGUUAGGGUUUGCGAAUUGCGCAGGGGGGCCGGGGAAAGUGCCGGAGGUGGCGGAGCUCGGGAGGAUUAUUGA